GGCUCGGCGCGGCUCGGCUCCGGGCGCGGGCGAUGGAGCGCGGCGGCGGCGGCGGCGGCGGCGGGUGAUGCGCGGGGAAGGCAUGCCCCAGACGCUGAGCUCAACCAGCAUGUUCGCUCCCUGCGGCUUCAGUCCCCAUCUACACUCAUCGAAAGAAGAUGACCAAGGUGGACUGAUCUUCCAGGAUGGAAACCUCACCUCAGCCUCUCUAGAUGCUUUAAUCCAGCACCUCAUACCUACUGCUGAUUACUACCCAGAAAAGGCCUACAUCUUCACGUUCCUGCUGAGCUCAAGACUCUUCAUUGAACCUCACGAACUUCUGUCCCGGGUUUGCCACAAGUGCAUCGAGCAGCAGCGCCUCGAUGACCCCGUGCUGGAUAAGGCCCGGAUCAGAAAAUUUGGACCCAAAAUCCUGCAGCUGUUGGCAGAGUGGACAGAAACAUUCCCCUAUGAUUUCCAGGAAGAGCAGAUGAUCGGCCACUUGAAAGACAUGAUUCACAGGAUUGCUCCCUGUGACGAGGCCUACUGGAAAAAGAUGAAUCAGCUUUUGCAAACCCUGGAUCAGAAGCUUGCAACCCUUAGCCCUGGGCAGGACGGCAUCGUCAAGAUCAGCGCGGCUGUCUCUGACAAGCUGGUUGCUUUUAAAAGUAAACCCCCCUCAAUUCAGAGAGAAAUCCUGAGCGUCUGCAGUGACCCCUACACGCUGGCUCAACAGCUGACACAUGUGGAAUUGGAAAGGCUGAGUCGCAUUGGGCCUGAAGAAUUUGUGCAGGCGUUUGUGCAUAAAGAUCCUCUGGAUGGGACCAAGACUUGUUUCAGUGAACAGAAGAAGACUAGUAACCUAGAGGCGUAUGUGAAAUGGUUCAAUAGGCUCUGCUAUCUGGUAGCAACAGAAAUUUGCAUGCCUGCAAAAAAGAAGCAGCGAGCACAAGUCAUAGAGUUCUUCAUUGACGUCGCCCGAGAGUGCUUUAACAUCGGGAACUUCAAUUCCCUCAUGGCAAUCAUCUCUGGGAUGAACAUGAGCCCAGUUUCAAGGCUAAAGAAGACCUGGUCAAAAGUGAAAACAGCCAAAUUUUUCAUUCUUGAGCAUCAGAUGGACCCUACCGGGAAUUUCUAUAACUACAGAACCGCAUUGCGAGGGGCUGCCCAUCGAUCCCUCACUGCACACAGCAACAGGGAGAAGAUUGUCAUCCCUUUCUUCAGCCUGUUGAUCAAAGACAUUUACUUUUUGAAUGAAGGAUGUGCUAAUCGGCUUCCGAACGGACAUGUCAACUUUGAAAAGUUUUUGGAAUUAGCCAAGCAAGUGGGAGAGUUUAUGACAUGGAAGCAAGUGGAGUGUCCCUUUGAGCAAGACCAUAACAUCAUCCACUACUUGCACACGGCUCCCAUUUUUACCGAGGAUGGUUUGUAUCUGGCUUCCUAUGAAAGUGAAAGCCCAGAAAAUCAAAUUGAAAAGGAGAGGUGGAAAUCUUUAAGGUCAACUAUUUUAGGGAAGACUUGAAGACUACGAGAGUAUUGCAGUGGGUCAAGAAAACAAAUCAGCAAACUAUUUUGCACUACGGAUUCCAAAGAUGCCUGUUUGGGAUUUAAAUGAUUUCCCCCCCCCCCCUGUUUGUUGGUUUUUUUGUUGUUUUGUUUUUCCUUUGACUGCCUAAAGUGGGGUGAACUGGAUUCAUCCCCCAAAAUCAACAGGACUGACAUACCGGACGCACAAUUAUGCUUUCCUGCCUCUUCCAAACGCUGGGCGGACUCUCUGGGGCUGAUGCCGUGUCAGUAUUGCUGUAACUUUGUCUCUCAAGGAAAACAAAGCAAAACGAGAGUGAGGAGAGCCACGGUGCUGCAAAAAGAACGGUCUCCCCUGGAAAACUAAAGGCACAGGCGCAUGUUUCGGAAGCAGGUGCUUCCAACAGCAGCUCUUCCUGAGGACUGCAGGCUUAAAUUAUUUCAAGCCCAGCAGCAAUCUGGCUAAUUGCUGAAAUAAAAGAAAGAGGAACUUAAUCGGUCAUCGGCAGUCUCCAGCCUUGUUGAACAAUGCACUGACUGCAACCAGCAUAAGCUCGUGGUGGCUAAAAACUCUUGUAAACCGCAUAAGCAGGGAAAGGUCGCUCAAACCCCGUGGAUUCUUAUUUCACGAAUUCAUUCUGAAUCGUGAACAUCUGGUUAGUUCGUCUUUCCCUGCUUUUCUUGCUUUGAAUCUUGGCAGAUUUUUCUGGGUCGUGAAAUGAAGAUGACCAGGCACGUAGAUCUCCUGACUACACAUAAAGCUGUGCUGAAGAAGCAAGCGGCUGCUUCGCUUACCUCUCUUUAAAGCAUGAAGUGUACCCCUUUGUUCUGUGGAUGCUGAGGGAUGAGUCUUUCCGAGGCCGUACCUCACUGUCAAGUGACAGAAGGAGAUGGCGUGAGGGAACGUGUCACGCUGCAGAUGAUCUAGCUUUGUGUAGUCGUUUUGUUCCAGUGCAACCCAACAUUAAGGAAAGAGAGGAAUCACUCUAUAUCUGGGGGCUCCAUGGCGCAUUGAAGAGGAGGCGAAGGGCUUUUGCUCUUUGCACAAAUACUCUGGGGUAAAGAAUGAGCAACACGCCAUUUGUCCAUCAAUCCAUGCAAGAAUUUUUGCGUUCUGUAUAUUGAACCAUGCUCGCCAGCUUCCUUCCAUGGCAACUGUGUGCUGUUAGAAGAGGGGAUCGUGCCGUGUUUGUGUUUUCACAGAUUUCAGAGCAGCAUUCAAUAUAAAUAUUAAAUUAUGAAUUAUUAUACGUAUACCAGAUGCGAAUCUGAAGUAGAGCAAACAGGAGGAUCCUCCCAGUCUUUGCUCAUGUGAGCAGAGCCACUGAAACCAGUGGAGCUGUUUGUGUACUUAAAGACUGCUCCAGGCCUCAGAUAGGCUCUUUUCAUAGGCCUGAUGGAAAUAAAAAUGCCAUGUGAUAUGGAACUGGUGGUGUUAUUGUAAGGAUCGGUGUUGGCAUUUUGGCUGUUCUAGUCUUUUCUGGCCAUACUCAAAAGACUCAAUUUUCUACUGAACUCAGUGGUAGCUUUCCCUUAGUAAAGAAAGAAGGAUCCUUUGCACAGCACUUCUGAACAGUCCACUACUUAAAUUAAAAAAAAAAUUAAAAAGCAACUCCAUAGUAACUUGUCUGUGUCCAGAUCUGAAUUUAGCCAGGAAACCAAAACCAGUCCUGCUGUGGGCAAGCCUCACCAAGGUUUUCAGGCCCUCGUACGUUGUAAUGCACUCUCACUGGGUCACCCUUUGACCACCCAGAUGCACCCUAGACGCUAUGGUUUAGGGUGUCAGUCAUGCCAUAUAUAUAAUAGCAUUACUUCCCAUGAAACUCACUGGCUUCUAAGAUGCAAGUCAUGGGACUGAAUUUGGUCAGUAAAGGCUGGGUCAUGGAUACCUUAGAAACCACCUUGCUCACUGCGGUCUGUUGUGACAUACAAGACCAAGCGGGCUGCUUUUUCUAACAGAGUCUGUCGCUCAAGUGAGAAGCAGGGAAUUCUCAGUGGAGGAACCUUGAUUUCUGUUUCCACUUGGUUUGACAGUGCCUGAGUUUGUUAAUCUGUAUGUACGAUAGAGAGUUUGUCUGUUUACUCAAGCUUUGGUCUAGAGGGGCUAAUUGCAAAGAGGAUGCAGAAUUAUUUCAGCAGGGAAGCCAGUGGUUUUGGAGGCUGUCAAGGUGUUAAUUUUUGCACCUGUGCUUAGACUACGCAGAGAGAAUCAUUUUACAAAUAACAUUUAAAAAAUGACAACCAUUCAGGUGGAGCUGUUUCCAGAGUGACCAUGUUACAAGCCUAUUAAAUUCCAAUCAAAUCUAGGGCGAUAACCAUAAACAUAUCCAUAACAAUUGUCAGGCUUAUGUGUAAUCUCUGAGUGGUCAUUUUCCUUAAUGCUUGUAUCUCUUUAACAAGCCUAUUAUGACUUCAUUGUGGAAAUCGUCUCCUUUAAUUGUCUCAAACCCCAACGUAGUUGGAUGUGCUUUUGAAAGUGUCCAUUCUUAUUCGUGCUCUAAUGAUCCAAAGGUGCUUGGGACAGCUGGGAUUCUGCUACCCUGAAAAUGAACUACCCUGCCACUUUUCUCAAGAUCAGUAUUUUGCACUUCUGGGGCACUUUCCAAGAAUUCAAAGAACUUUAUCAGCAUCCAUUGAAUUUAGUCUCCCGAGACCCCAGUGGUGAGUUAAGCAAUUUUAACAAUAGACCCAACAUUUUCAAACAUGGGUGCUAAAAGCUAGUUCUUAAAGAGCCAGAUUUCCCAAGGUAUUUAAGUACCUAAAGACGCAGUAAGUGCCUAGUAAAAUUUUACGAAGCCCCCAGGGUUCUGUCUCCUAUGAAAGUAAUAGCAAUUUGGUGCUUAUGUACUUAUCUACUCCUAGAUAUCUACAUACCUUGAUCUAGACAUGUUUAAGCAGUCAUUUUUUUGGUGACAGUGGGCACAUCUACAUGGUCAUUAAUGCACUUUUGCUAAUGCACAUUAAAUUUAGUACCUCCGUUGUAAGGUUACUAGAAAAUGGCUCAUUAGUUUAUUUUAAUGUGCAUUAGCGAAAGUGCAGUUUUUUGCGAUGCUUUAAUGCGCAUUAAAAUAGGUUAGUGCGCAUUAAAGCGCACGUGUAGAUGUGCCCAAUGAGCACCAUCAGGUCCUGUUGACUUGAGUGAACAUUGAGGGCAACUGGUUUUUCAUGAGGCACACACAGCACUUGGGUCUCAAGGUUUGUUCCUCCUGGAUGGUGAUUUGUGACUUAAGGCUGCUUCCAGACUUAAAAAAAAUUUAAAAAGCACACUUUACCAAAAGAAUUAGCACGUUAGUUGGACCCAGCUCUGCAGUGUCCGUAUAGAUUGGGCGCUUCAGCAGGGCUUUUUGGUGCUUUUAUCUAAUAGCUGAUUCAACCAAAAAAGCCCACAAAAGCAUCCAGUCUAUACAGACAUUGGGUGAGCUGGGUCCAAUGCCUCUUCUUGGCGCAUGCUGGGGUUGGCACAGGAGCACACCGAGUUUAAAGUAAAGCACCAUUUUGGGGGGGGUGUUUAAACUGUAAGCAGCCUCAGUGGCAGAAGAAGCACUUGGCAACAUGAAGAAAACUGGUAGUUUUCUGAAACGAGCUUUUAGGAUCAUGCCCUGCCUUCAUUGGAUCAUUGUUGAUUUAAUCAGAAUAGGGUCAGGUCCUAAAUUUGUCAAUGACAUUUGUGAUUUAUGCAUGACUCCACUACUGGGAGAAAAAACAGAAAAAUGAGACCAUUAUGGCCUUGUGUCAUCCACAGGUUUAAUAGGUAAGAUGACAACAACAACAGAUUGUGUUAACAGUUUGGGGAAGGGACUUCUCCACAGAACUGCGUUUUUAAAUGGCCUUUUAUAGAAAAGAUAAAAGGACAAACAAAAGCCUCUGAAAUAGUGUCCCAUUACUAAUACUAAGGAACCCUACACUAGACCUUAAAGAAAGCAACAGCAUUUAGCACUGAGCACUGGGCUGUUGCAGAGUUUGCAGGGGCUGGAUUAGCCUCUAAAUGACUUAUUUAGAGUAGCUGCCAUGCUUUCUAAUUCCAUUAUUUUCAUCGGGUUUGUUUUUGGGACAUGCUUAAGCUAAUGCUGCACUGAAGAAAAAAGCAAAGCUCGAGGUGUGGUUCUGCAGUGUUGUGCUUGUGUUCAAAAAACAAACGUGCUUCUUGGUAAAACGUGAUAUAUCAUGUAAACCUUUUAGGAAAAUUAGCAGGACUUUUCUGCCCUGUGCAUACAGUUAUGUUCUAAAGAAGGAGGCAAACCCAAAUCAUUCUUCCAUAUUUCCUCUAGAAUGAUCACAGUGAUAGCAGAAGUCAUCUCUUUACUUCCUUAGGAUCCAGUCCUGCAACCUUGGGUCUAAGCCCAGUAAAAUCAGUGGGCAUAUACUGAGUACCCUCAGCUUGAGCUGAAUUCCAUGGGAUAAGGGUACACAGGGCUUGUAACAUGUCACCGAAUCAUGCCCUAAAUUCCACAUCAGUAUCAGUCACAUUAUCAGGCUAAAGCAGAGGGCUGGUGCUAAUGCAAACUGAGGUGCUAAUGCUAUGCUUCAAACUGAGAAGCGGUUUAAAACAUCCAAGCAUUUUUCUCAAGUUCAAAGUACCUUUUGGCAUGAUUGCUGAUAAGAUAAUCACCCAUGUAAAAUUAGUCCAAUCCCCUACUGAUCGCCCUGUACCUUUAUCAUGUUUUUUGUUGUAAAUAGAUUGUCAUACUAAAGCCUGAGCACUGGUCUGCUCAUGAUUGUAAACCCAGUUUGAAAUGGAGGUCAGAUCAUUGAGUAUAUAGUUUUAGUGGACAUAAAGAAAACUGGUUGGCAGUGAAGGCAGUGAUUAUUGGAUUGCUAUGCAUAUCAUUGUAAAAGUGGUACAGGGUUAAUAUAAGUUAGCCUUAGAAUUACUUUGUUUUAAAUUCCUGCUCCAAAGUGCAGUGAAAUGCCAAAGGAAAGCCUCUAAUUGAUUUUGACAGGCUUUGGGUCAGACCUUCAGUUAUUAACAGCAGUGCUGCUUAAAGUUGUUGAUAGAGAUGAAAUCGCAGUUGAGAUUGGUCGGUUGUGGUUAUCUGCUGUUAGCAUGGAACCAAAUGCCUCUCUGAUGCACAGGUUGACUUACCAAAGCUGGUAUCUAGCUUGGGCAGAAGCUAUCACUGACAUUACCAGAGUCCUAGUAGCUUAUGCUGGCACUGACUUUGACUCAACAAGUUUAUUUGUACGCUGAGAAGAGAAUUUGUCCUCUGGGCUUUUUGAGCUUUUUUCCAUUUUCAUACUGAAAGAAACUCUCAGUACUCUCUGAGCAGCAUCUCUCUCUCUCUCUCUCUCAUAGGAAAACACAAAGGUUUGAUUCUAAAUGGAUUGUUUCUGCUGUUUUUAGUCUCCUAGCGGGUUUAGGAAAUGAGAAGGAGCAAUGUGAAAGGCCAUUUAGGAGCAUUUUUGGUUCAAAACUGACAAAACCUUUUCCUAAUUUCAUGCUUCAUAUGACCCUGAUUCUGCCUUCGGAUGUGGAUACAUAAAGUUUCCAUUGACACCAAAUCAAGCCUCCUAAAUGUAUCCCAGGAAAAGAUUUGCUCUUAAAAACUUCGGGGUGUGGAAAGAAAAGGUAUCAGUGCUGAACAAGUGCUCUUCCAAAACACCAUCAGGAAGAUUUUCUAGUUCCCUGGCAUGUGCAGGCCCUAAAAACAUAUUUCAACUCAAGAGUUCAAGGGUAGAUCUCCCUUUGCUGCAUCACCUGUUGUCUGCAAACAGUCAGCCCAGAUUACUGUUGUAGCAACAUGAUGAAACCUUCUUCCGGCUUGUUUUCAGCACUGUGUGUGUUGCUAUUUCAGUGUACUUUUCUCCAGGACUUUCUGGAGUACUAGUAUUUCCCAGAGAGAUGGGAUCUGGUCUGCUAAUUGGACAAUACUAUGUCCCUGGACAAUACUGUGUCACCCUGGACAAUGCUAUGUCACCUCUUUAAAGUACCAUCUUUUAAACUUCCACCCUUCCUGGACCAUGUGAUAGCUCUUUGCUGUUUGAUGUACCAGGCAUAAGUCAGGGUUUAGAGAAGUGGUGUUAUAACCUGGGUCAUGGAGGAGUUGGGGACAUGGGUAUUUUCAUAGCCACCCAAACCUAGUUAAAGUUUUACAGCCUGUCUUCACUUUGUACUGGAAGAAAUUGCUACAGUACAGUAUUUUUUUAACUAAUCUGGCUAAUUCUUAAAACUCCAUGAAAGAUACAAGCACACAGCUGUUACAUUUAAGUACGCUUUUAAAGAUCUGAUUCUUACAAGUAUGCAAUUACUAACGUCCCUUAGGAGAUAGUCUGUAAAAAGAAAUAAAAUUGCUGGUUUGUAAUAAUGACAGAAAAUAAAUCUGCUUCUAGGUUUUAGAACACUGGGGCUCAUGCCCUGAAUCUUCAAAGGAUUCCUCUGCUAUGAAUAUUUAGUUUACAUAGGACAAGAGUCUGAAUUAAGAUUUGUUGCACUUUUAGCUAGUUUUAUUAAAUGUGGCAGCCUCCGCAACUGCUGUCUUGUCCCUGUACUCAAAAAUCAUGGCUGUACAUUCCAGAUGUCUAACAAAUGUUACGCGUGGUAUUAUCAGAUUCUGUUUUUACACCUUUGCUAUUUGACUUUUUGUACAACUGUACUUAUAAACACUGGGAAUGUGUUGUGACAAAGACUUUUUAAAAGAAAGAAACAAACUGGGCAUUGAAAGAAGUAUGGCAUUGAAGUCUUGAGUGUCUCUUGAUCAUGUGAGCAAUCAUAAUGAGUAGCUGUUUUUCCUGUAUUAUUUUUUAAAGCGAGUUACUUCAUAUUAUGAUUAGCAUUUUCAGGUCAAGCAGAAAUCACGGUAGUAUCCAUUACACUCGAACAAUGAAGCUUUGUUAAAUAGGAGUUUUCAAAUUAAUAUUGACACUUUAUUAACUGCACAGGCAGGAAGCUGUCAGGUUACUUGAAAAUGGCUAUUGUGAUUUUGUGACUGUACAUAGAUCUUACAAAUUGUUAAUGGUAAUACGCAUACUGAACCCUCCCUGCAUAAACACUGCAAGAGUAGCAUGGUCAUUGAUCGGCUUUAUAACUGUUUGUGGAAAAUGUCUUAACCUGCAUUCAUGACUAUAGUGUCUAACCCAUUCCCAUGCCUUUUUAUACAGCUGUGGUGAGAUUGCUACAAAACCCAUUUGUCAGUCAUGUUCAAGCUAAUUUAUCCUUGUAUAGAAUUUGUAUAUUAAAACCUUAAUUUAUACUGUGUUUUAACAGUUUGCCUGAACUGUCUCUGGUUUCUAAAUUUUGUAACGUGGGUGUCAAAUAAAAAAAGAAUUAGCUGAGA
Messenger RNA from Alligator mississippiensis (American alligator), 8774 nucleotides. RefSeq names its product RasGEF domain family member 1C (gene RASGEF1C). NCBI's taxonomy places the organism in Eukaryota, Metazoa, Chordata, Crocodylia, Alligatoridae. Gene Ontology annotation, biological process: positive regulation of GTPase activity; Ras protein signal transduction. Bases 68 to 1501 code for a protein of 477 amino acids. Gene Ontology annotation, cellular component: plasma membrane. The record is from RefSeq and is a predicted model, not a curated record. Gene Ontology annotation, molecular function: guanyl-nucleotide exchange factor activity. The transcript has 14 exons.